This is a messenger RNA of Jatropha curcas, 2506 nucleotides long. RefSeq names its product NagB/RpiA/CoA transferase-like superfamily protein. NCBI's taxonomy places the organism in Eukaryota, Viridiplantae, Streptophyta, Magnoliopsida, Malpighiales, Euphorbiaceae. The record is from RefSeq and is a predicted model, not a curated record.
UGCACAGUUCAAUAGAAUUCAUUCGAUAAGCAUCAAUCAAACUCUGAAGUUUCAACUUGUCUCUGCUUUAUGUCAAUGGCCUCUCAUCGAUUAUAUUCUAAUCAUCACCUCUUUACAGACUGAAAUUCACGCUCCAUGGAAGCUCGUCGAGGUUGGCGCGCCGUCCCUAAGGUUCGUCAGGUCGGAUUUUUUACUCCCAACGAACCUCUGCCGCCGACACGGAGUCAGUCUGGCCCGCCGGACUCUAACUCGCCACAGCUGGCCAAUUCUCCUGCUAGUAACUCCUUAUCUCCUGUCAUGAUUCCCCCUCCACGUCACAUGUCCGAUAAUCUUGCUCACCGUGCCACCUCGCCUCUUCCUGUUCCUGAGGCACCUGCCUUCCGCCGAAGUAUUACCGGUGGAGACCACGUGACGUUGGUUGGAAGCUAUAACCCAACUGAGUCGCUGCUUGGUCAAUCUCCGCCGUCAGCUAGAAUCGUUGAUGGAGAAUUCUCAGAGGAAUCAUCUCCUGGUUGGCUUCGCAGGAGCAAUUCUGCUAAAUUCGCUUCUAGUUUUCCUAGCGGUGGCUUCGAUUUGACAUCUCUUAAGUCAUCUGAGAAUUUGGAAGUCCAAGAGAAAAAGCCUGUUGGAGGGCCUGAAAAAGGUGGAGGGGUUGUAGAGCUGCAAAAUGAAUUGCAACCAAGUUCCAAGCCGUUGAAAGCAAAAACUACAAGGGCUGAAAGACGAGCAUUGCAGGAGUCCCAACGAGCUGCAAAAGCUGCUGCAAAAGCCACAGGAGAAGCAGUUGGAAAACCUGCUAUUCUAUCGGAGGGAGCAGCUGCCAGUAAACCUGCAAAGCAACAGCCAUCACAAAAGAAAGAUGUUACUCCUCCAGCUGCAUCAUCAAUUGCUGCUUCUGACAGAAAAGGAGUUGAUCGUCCACCUGAGAAAGAGAGGAGGAGAGAAGUCCCUGCACCACGCAUGCAAUUUGAUGAUAGAACUCGAGUGGAAAAGGCUAAAAAGCGUGCAGUAGUCAAUCAAACUGAAGCUAGGAAUAGAGUUGAGUUGUUCCGGCACUUACCGCAGUAUGAACAUGGAACUCAGCUUCCUGAUCUUGAGUCAAAAAUCUUUCAACUUGAUCCAAUGCAUCCUGCCAUUUACAAGGCCGGCUUGAAGUAUUUGGCAGGAGAUAUCAUUGGAGGUAAUGCCCGUUGUAUUGCGAUGCUACAGGCAUUUCAGGAAGUCAUUAAAGACUACUCCACACCACCAGAAAAAUCUCUUACCAGGGAUUUAACUGCAAAACUUGGUAGUUACAUUUCCUUUUUGAUUGAAUGCCGACCGCUUUCAAUGAGUAUGGGAAACGCGAUUAGGUUUCUUAAAAGUCGUAUUGCGAAGUUACCUUUAACUUUUUCGGAGUCAGAAGCAAAAGCGUCCCUCCGUUCAGAUAUUGAUCGUUUCAUAAAUGAGAAGAUAGUACUUGCUGACAAGGUGAUAGUUAGACAUGCUGCUUCAAAGAUCAGGGAUGGGGAUGUCCUUCUCACAUAUGGAUCAUCAUGUGUUGUUGAGAUGAUUCUGUUAUAUGCACAUGAGCUUGGGAAACAGUUCCGGGUUGUGAUAGUGGAUUCACGUCCUAAGCUUGAAGGCCGAGCGUUACUUCGCACGCUGGUGGCAAAGGGCCUGAAUUGUACAUAUACUCACAUAAAUGCUGUUUCUUAUAUCAUGCAUGAAGUCACCAGAGUUUUUCUGGGGGCUUCCUCUGUAUUGUCCAAUGGAACUGUAUAUUCAAGGGUUGGAACUGCAUGUGUUGCUAUGGUUGCUCAUGCAUUCCAUGUUCCAGUGUUAAUAUGCUGUGAAGCAUAUAAAUUUCAUGAAAGGGUUCAACUUGAUUCAAUUUGUUCAAAUGAACUAGGUGAUCCAAAUGCUAUUGCAAAGGUUUCUGGAAGAACGGAUGUAAAUUACCUUGAUACUCUGGCCAAUAAAGAAAAUCUUCAGCUUUUAAACUUGAUGUAUGAUGCCACUCCUUCAGAAUAUAUCUCUAUGAUUGUCACCGAUUAUGGCAUGAUCCCUCCUACGAGUGUGCCAGUUAUUGUUCGUGAGUACGGGAGAGAGCACUUGUGGAUAUAGUUCAACAAGAAUGAAUGUAUUACUGGGCAAAUUGGGCUCUCCAUGUUCAGUUUCAGUUAUAAACUCCAGCUCAAUUUCCAGGAAUUGCAUUCAUUAGCAUGAGAUUUUUACAAGCUCUUAGUUCUGAUAUUCUCCGGUUAAUUCUUUCUAUGCCUUUGUCAAGCUUAUAUUCAAUUUUCUUAGAGUAUAAUACAGAAUGAGGAAAUUGUGGCCUCUCCUUCGGGCAUCGGAGGUUGGUAAUCUUGUCAAGCUUAUAUUUAUUUAUUUAGGCCACGUUUAUUUGUGCUGAAUUUUGAAUGUUGUAUCUGAAUUAAUAGCUAAGACGAUUAAGAAGUGAUAUCAAGAGUUGAUUGUUGAAUAAUUAAUAAGUGAUAUAUUUUAUCAUUUUUAAUUAUAGAGGUAA